Messenger RNA from Sorghum bicolor (sorghum), 2704 nucleotides. Its product is annotated as probable potassium transporter 17. The record is from RefSeq and is a predicted model, not a curated record. Gene Ontology annotation, biological process: potassium ion transmembrane transport. Gene Ontology annotation, cellular component: membrane. The transcript is spliced from 8 exons. NCBI's taxonomy places the organism in Eukaryota, Viridiplantae, Streptophyta, Magnoliopsida, Poales, Poaceae. Gene Ontology annotation, molecular function: potassium ion transmembrane transporter activity. The coding region runs from base 211 to 2337 and encodes 708 amino acids.
CUCCUCGGGAUCUGUCCAGCGUUCAGGACUCCCAGUCUCAGUUCACCACGGGCACGUGGCGCAGACAUCGGCCGCUAUAAAGGCUAGUACCCUCAUCAGCCUCGCCCCGUGCGGGUGCGGCCAUCAGACGGCAGCAGCACCAGGCCGCCGGCCGCCUUCGUUUUCCUCGGCUCCGCUCCACUCCACCGACGGCGGCGCCCGGAGCUCCCCAUGACGACGGUGAGCCACCUGGAUCUCGAGGCCGGCUGGCCCGGCCCCGGCCCCGGCCGCGGCGGCGGCGGCGGUCCGCCCGAAUAUGAGCAGGCGGAGGUCGGCAAUUUUCGCAAAGAUCUAGCCCUUGCUUACAAGACUCUCGGCGUUGUGUUUGGUGGCCUCGUCACGUCCCCCCUCUACGUUUACCCCUCAAUGAACUUGUCAUCUCCUACAAAAGAUGACUACAUGGGGUUAUACAGCAUAAUGUUUUGGACUCUUACUUUGAUUGGUGUGGUCAAGUAUGUAGGCAUAGCACUUAAUGCCGACGAUCAUGGUGAAGGAGGUACAUUUGCCAUGUACUCUCUGUUGUGUAGGCAUGCUGAUAUAGGCAUACUUCCUUCCAAAAAAGUUUAUUCGGAAGAAGAGCCUCUACUUCAGAAUCAGUCUGCAAGAGCUGGAAGGCCUAGCUGGCUGGGGAAGUUCUUUGAGCGAAGCAUAACAGCCAGAAGAGCACUGCUGUUCAUGGCAAUACUGGGAAUGUGCAUGCUCAUUGGGGAUGGCAUACUCACUCCUGCUAUUUCAGUAUUAUCAGCAAUUCAAGGGCUAAGAGGGCCAUUUCCUUCUGUCAGCAACGCUGUAGUCGAAGUUCUGUCUGCUGUGAUCCUUAUCGGCUUAUUCUUACUGCAAAAGUAUGGAACCUCAAAAGUGAGCUUUCUGUUUUCACCGAUCAUGGCAGCAUGGACUUUCACCACUCCAAUUAUCGGCUUGUAUAGCAUUGUUCAUUACUAUCCCGGCAUCUUCAAAGCCAUCUCACCUCAUUAUAUUGUUCGCUUCUUCCUGAGAAAUAAAAAGGAAGGGUGGCGCAUGCUCGGUGGAACUGUUCUAUGCAUCACCGGUGCUGAAGCUAUGUUUGCAGAUCUUGGCCACUUCAGUAAGAAGAGUAUUCAGAUAGCAUUUCUGUCUAGCAUAUAUCCUUCUCUGAUCCUCACAUAUGCUGGGCAAACAGCGUACCUCAUCAACAAUGUUAACGACUUCAGUGACGGAUUCUACAAAUUUGUCCCUCGCCCUGUUUACUGGCCCAUGUUCAUCAUCGCAACGCUGGCAGCAAUCGUCGCAAGCCAAUCCUUAAUAUCUGCAACAUUUUCAGUCAUCAAGCAAUCCGUUGUCCUGGACUACUUCCCACGCGUCAAGGUGGUGCACACGUCUCAGCAUAAAGAAGGGGAGGUUUACUCCCCAGAAACCAAUUACAUCCUCAUGGUACUAUGCGUCAGUGUCAUACUAGGCUUUGGUGCUGGAAAUGCGAUCGGGAACGCAUUCGGUGUUGUGGUCAUCAUGGUCAUGCUCAUAACCACAAUCAUGCUCACCCUGGUGAUGAUCAUUAUAUGGAGAACACCACCUGUUCUUGUGGCGCUUUACUUCGUGCCUUUCUUCAUCAUGGAAGGAUCUUAUGUCAGUGCAGUCUUCACCAAGAUCCCUGAAGGCGGGUGGCUCCCCUUUGCAGUGUCCAUCAUCCUGGCACUGGUCAUGUUCGGCUGGUAUUACGGCAGGCAACGGAAGAUGGAGUACGAGAUGGCGAACAAGGUGACCGUGGAGCGCCUCACCGAGCUCCUUGCGAGGCCGGAGGUGCAGAGGGUCCCCGGGCUUUGCUUCUUCUACAGCAACAUUCAGGACGGGCUCACUCCAAUCCUCGGCCACUACAUCAAGAACAUGAGCUCGCUGCACGCGGUCACGGUCUUCGUCACCCUGCGAUACCUGUUGGUGGCCAAGGUGGACGAGCGGGAGAGGAUCCUCGUCAGGAGGCUGGGGCCGAACGGGGUGUACGGCUGCACUGUCCAGUACGGGUACGCCGACAGCCUCGGCAACGGCGACCUCGCCGCGCAGGUCACGAGCUCCCUGCGGCGGCACUUUGAGACGACGACGGAGGCGGGGGAGGAGGAGGCCGCGAGUCUGGAGGCGGCGAGGAUGACCGGCGUGGUGCACGUUCGGGGUAAGAUGAGGUUCUACGUGGGCGACGACGCCGGGUGGUUCGACAAGGUCAUGCUCGGGUUCUACGAGUUCCUGCACGGCAUCUGUCGCUCCGCGCUGCCGGCGCUGGGGACGCCGCUGCAACAGCGAGUCGAGAUCGGCAUGCUGUACAAGGUUUGAUCCAUCAGGUUGUCAGUGCUCAACGAUCAAAUGGCCGGGCAAGAACCAGUAUAUACGAAACAUCAAAAUAUAUAAGGCAAUGAGUAUACCCGUGGCGUGUCAACUGUCAUAGUGAUAUGAUAGUGUGCAAGAAAUUCGCAUGCAUGAAGAGAACCUAGUAAAAGCUGCAAAUGAAGGUGAAAAUUAAUUUUGCCAGUGUUUGUAUGGCGUGGCAUGGUAAUUGAUGGUACAGAACCUUGUUUACCUUUUUCAGUGGUACAAGUUUGCCAUGGUUUGUCUGCUCCGCAGCAGUACUUUUUGGUUGCCUUAUUCAAAAUAGAACAGUGGCAUGCAAAAAGGUGUCAUGAGGACAAUUUACAUAGUACAA